AUGACAGACCAAAAAGCUAUUGAACUGCCAGCGCUCGGUCGUCCCUUUCGCCUUGGCAUGCUAUACAAUCUUCGACAAGAUUCUCUGAUACCAGGAGUGCGACUCUGGCGCUCAGAAGUCACGGAAAAAAAUACACGAAAAACUUCUCAAAUCUCCACCAAUUAUGAAAUCAUUACUAACGAUUCGCUUCAAGAAAAGACAAAACGAUUAGGAGUGAAAGGCAGCUUAAAGCUAAGUGUACUUGGAGGACUCGUCAAUCUUUCUGGAUCUGCUGAAUAUGCCUCCGAUCAGCAAAAAUCAGAACAUCAAACUCGUUUAACACUCAAAUAUUCGACAACAACAUUUUUUGAAGAACUGAAUGUUGGCGACCUUGGUGAUGUAAAGUCGAAUUAUAGAGAACUAAGUGAUGUUGCCGAAGCUACACAUAUUGUCGUUGCCAUUCUUUACGGUGCAGAAGCAUUCUUCGUCUUUGAUCACAAUUUGACGAACAGUGAAGAUAAAACAACAGUUCAAGGUACCUUGGAAGCUGUUAUUAAGAAAAUACCAAAACUUGAUACCGGCGCAAGUGCCAGCUUAGAUAUGAAUAACAGUGAAAAGCGUCUUGCUGAAAACUUGAAAUGCAAGUUUUAUGGUGAUUUUCGUUUCAGUGAAAAUCCAAGCACAUUUGCAGACGCCGUCCGAGUCUAUAAAAAUUUGCCGAAACUGCUAGGCGAAAAGUUUGAACAUGCUGUGCCGAAAACCGUCUGGCUUCUUCCAUUACAACUUCUGGAUUCUAAAGCUGAGAGAUUCCUGCGUGAUAUAUCUUCAAAUACUGUCAAUUAUUGUAUGAAGCUAGUUGAACAAUGUCAUUCCCUGACUGUAAAAGCCACUGAUUUGACCAAAUCUUCUGUUUUUGAACAUUUUUCUCAGCUGAAAGAAGAGCUGGACAAGUUUAUCGAAAGUAUCUCGACUUGUGAACGUAAUAUGAAAGGACAGAUUGCAGAUCUUCUCCCCGAAAUUCGUGGUGGAAAACGUGAAGAAAAAGCUCUUUACGACUGUUUCUCGGCUACUGAAGCGUCACCAUUCAACUAUAAAACUCUUGAAAAAUGGCUGGUUCAAAAAGCAAAUGAAAUCACAUUCAUUACCGACCUUACGGAUGCGAUCACAACAGCUCGUGGUUCUAAAGCAGGAUCGAAUAUUCUUCCCAACGUUUCGUUUAUUUCUUCUCCGCUCUCAACAAUUCUCGGCAAAAUUGGUUCUAACUAUGUUCUUUGUCUUUCAUUCCAGCUCAAUGAAAUAGAUGAACCACAGUUAGCCAACAUGAAAAAUUAUUUGCAUAGUAAUACAAAAGAAAGACAGCAACUCCGAAAUGUAUCGUCUCACGACUGGUUAAAUGAUUAUGAAAAUAUUGCAAAAAUUCGUUCUAAUGUCUAUCAAUUUAUUGAAUUGGCUAAAGGUCAUGUUAGCGAUGAUAAAAUUAAAUUUGUGGUUAACGAAAAAUAUCUACCAGGUGGUGAAAGACGAGUCAAAAUAGUUCUGUUCAAAGAAGGUUUGCCGCAAGAUGAUUACAAUGAAUUGAAGAAAAAUGCCGUGGCCAUAAGUUUCUGUGCUCAGACAUUGACUGACGUCUUCAAAGUAAACAGAAAGAUUGAAGAACUAUGGCUCAGUGCGACGGCCAUAACAGAUUAUGAUUUUAUAAUGUUGACAGAUGAACUGAAGAAGAAUGAGACAAAUCUAGAGAAAUUGUAUCUCUAUAGAAAUCCUCAGCUGACCAGUGGGAGUGCUCGUUAUCUAGGUGAACUGAUUAGGGCAACAACAAAAUUAUCUCAGAUUUCAAUGUCCGGUGCAAAUAUUGAUAGUCAUUGGGCUACUGAAGUUGCUUCAGCAUUAAAAGUGAAUCGAUCAGUGACCGUUCUGAGUCUGGACUUUUGCCAGAUAGGUGAUGAUGGUGCAAAAGCUUUGGGUGAAAUGUUGAUGAUGAACCGUAAGUUAAGUUGCUUGGAAGUGAAGAAAAAUCAAAUUACCGAUGUUGGUGCUAAGGCUCUGGCAAGUGGUUUGAAACAAAAUUCAACUUUGUUGCAACUUCGAGUGGGUGGAAAUAACUUCUCGGCAGACAGCAAAGGCGGCAAAGAAUUGCCCAGAAGAGUGGCACAUUUUGAGUUUCUUGAUCCAGAAUUGCGAGAUUCGAGUCUAUUUUUUGACCUAAGUAGUGGAUAA
Molecule: messenger RNA, 2196 nt
Organism: Didymodactylos carnosus
Lineage: Eukaryota; Metazoa; Rotifera; Eurotatoria; Philodinida; Philodinidae
Source: the annotation of a GenBank genome assembly